Messenger RNA from Limulus polyphemus (Atlantic horseshoe crab), 1411 nucleotides. RefSeq names its product growth/differentiation factor 8-like. The record is from RefSeq and is a predicted model, not a curated record. Gene Ontology annotation, molecular function: growth factor activity; cytokine activity. The transcript has a single exon. NCBI's taxonomy places the organism in Eukaryota, Metazoa, Arthropoda, Merostomata, Xiphosura, Limulidae. Bases 90 to 824 code for a protein of 244 amino acids. Gene Ontology annotation, cellular component: extracellular region. Gene Ontology annotation, biological process: SMAD protein signal transduction; BMP signaling pathway.
CUGAUUUUCACCUCCCACUUCGCUCUACCCUCAAGAACAGUAUACACUUUACAAAUGCUAACAUCUCAACCUACCAAUACCAAGAAAGAAUGGCCUUUAUAAGAACCAACCACACUCAGCCUUUGGUUUCUGUGUAUAGACUUAUGAACACCUCUGUGGGGCAAAAUCCCAAGUUACAUAUUCUAGUCACGUCCCGCAAGUUAGAAUUACAAGGAUCAGAAGGCUGGGAGACAUUUGACGUGUCCAGUGCUGUGGAAAGUUGGUUAACCCAACCAGAGUCGAAACUCGAACUUCAGAUUGUGUGUAGUAAUUGUGACUUUGUAUUUAUGUCAAUGAACAAUUCCCUAGAAGCCAGUUCUUUCCUCCAACAAAACUUUACACUUGACAAGUCCCCUAGUAAGUCCGUUCUCGAAAUUGGACUAUCAGAAAGAUCGCGCCGCUUACCACGAAACGUUCGUCAUUCUAAACGGUAUCCCAUGGAUUGUACCCAUGGUAAAAAGACGAAAAGGUGCUGUCGGUACAAAAUGAAAGUAUCCUUCCAAAGUAUCCCUCUCAAAGGAACCGGCUGGGAAUCUAUUAUUGAACCCAAAGAGUUUGAUGCCUUUGUAUGCAAAGGAAAGUGCAAUAAGCGGUAUAGAAAUGUUCUCAACAGGCACGCUUUGCUUCAAAACAGGCUGCGGAGGAUCAUGAAAGACAAGAUCCCGCGACUGUGUUGUACUUCCAAGAAAAGGAAACCUUUGAUGGUUAAGGUGAUUGACAGUCACAGCCAAAGACGAGAAGGAAAGCUUGACGACAUGAUUGUUACAGAAUGUGGUUGUGGUUAAAAAUCUUUGGAGCUUCCCUGCUCCUUCUCCUAGGCCUUUUCAAAUCAUUAGUCACUGUUCGGAUGGACAAAUGAGCCAAAUAUCCAGUUCAUCAUACAUUCUUUACUCCAAACGAUGUUCCUAGACAGUCAACAACAUCUCUUUCUUCCUUUAAUUAGUCUACGUUAGCUUUUCCUCGAGACCAUUUGAAAGAAGUUAACCAAAAGAGCUCCUCUGAUAUUCUGGGGGCUUUUAUCUGAACAACAACGACCGUGGUCCGUCUCCUGAAUGGGAUUCUUUCGGUUUUAAACCAAAGUAGUUCACCGUUCCUCAUGACUCUUGAAAAGUUUACUCCUCUGAUAUUCUGGGGGCUUUUAUCUGAACAACAACGACCGUGGUCCGUCUCCUGAAUGGGAUUCUUUCGGUGUUAAACCAAAGUAGUUCACCGUUCCUCAUGACUCUUGAAAAGUUUACCACAAGAGCGUUCGAGGUGUUUUAGGGUCCUUCACAAAAACAGUGACUUACUACUUCAAUGAAUAACGGGUAGUUUGAUGUGUGGUUCGGCUCGAAAAUUUUGAAAACAUCACUCUCCGAUACUGUGAUAUUGA